AUGGCGACCGAAGUCUGUUGCAGCUGCCACGAGCCGCUCCUCAUCGACAUCGAACCGGACAGCGACGUGGAAGACAGCAAGGCUGCUGCACAGGUGCACAGUGUACCUGACGACGUCGAGUUGAGUUGCGGAUGUCAUUACCACUGGGAAUGCUUCUUAGACGCCUACACGAUCACGCAAUGUCCCAACUGCGCCAGAGACAUCUCAUCCUUGUCCUCGAGCGGGUCCCAACAGGUUCUGGUCACGCUGCGCAACGAAGGAGGUGUGCAGGAGGGGUACGACAUUCUCCCAGCGGCCACGGAAGAGGCGUACUUGCGAGCAUACCCUGAAGAACGGAAGGGCCAUGCGUUCCUGGAGUUCUGUCGGGAAGGGGAUAUUGAUGCCAUUAUCCACAUGAUCAAAGACGAAGGCGAAGAUGAGGAUGAGGAAGAGCAAGAGCAAGAGCAAGGCGGUCAUUCUGAUGUGCUGAGGUAUCGAGGCACCUUUGAAGGCAUUGAAGGCUCGGGACUGCACGUCGCCAUCCGCUAUCAGCAGCAGGAGGUGGCAUGGCUGCUUCUUGCGCUCGGCUCACAACUCGAUUGGGAUAAGUUCCCUGCUGUCGUUCUCCAGGCGAUGCAAGGCCUGGGGUUGAGCAAGGAAGACAGAAAUGGAGAGCCAGAUAUUCGAACACUGCAAGAUAAUGACGGACGAACACCUGCGGCACUGGCGAAAGAAUUGGGAGGGGUCUGGGCCGAUUGGCUCCGUGAAGGCCGCUUUGAUCCUUGA
Messenger RNA from Capronia coronata CBS 617.96, 765 nucleotides. RefSeq lists its product as uncharacterized. The transcript has 2 exons. Lineage: Eukaryota; Fungi; Ascomycota; Eurotiomycetes; Chaetothyriales; Herpotrichiellaceae. Bases 1 to 765 code for a protein of 254 amino acids. The record is from RefSeq and is a predicted model, not a curated record.